AUGGUUACUGCGGCCCUAAGUGCUCUCGGAUACGCCGGUUUCGGUUUCCUGGCUCGGUGCUAUGCCCUUGGCAUUCAAAAGCGCAACAUGUUCGAAAACUUUGCUGGCCAUGUCGCUUUUGCUGGCGGCUUCGGCGCUAUUGGAUACUGGCUUCACGGCGUGAAGCAAUCCCAGGCUGCUCUUCUUGAGAAGAAGCAAGAGGAGCUUCGUCAGCGCCGCCAGGCAUGA
This is a messenger RNA of Malassezia pachydermatis, 228 nucleotides long. RefSeq lists its product as hypothetical. The transcript has 2 exons. The record is from RefSeq and is a predicted model, not a curated record. Bases 1 to 228 code for a protein of 75 amino acids. Lineage: Eukaryota; Fungi; Basidiomycota; Malasseziomycetes; Malasseziales; Malasseziaceae.